AUGUCUAUGCUCCCCGGCCCUAUGGCCAUCACGGCUCCCACGGAGCAGAUGCGUGAGAAAGGCAUCGAAUCCGAUGAAGUUCGCAAGAUGUCCAUGAGUGCCACUCACCCCGGUGUUCGCCAGCGAUUAUGGGGAGUCCAAGCCCGUCUGGACCCAAGUGUUUCCUACGAGGAAUUCACCUACUGGGCCAAGGUUGAGCGUGAGAUGGAACUUGAAGAGGGCCGUCGCCAGAAGGCUCUCACAUCCGGUCAGGGAGUUUUGGGCGCGAUCAAAGGCUAUUUCAACAUGAAUGCCUACGAGGAUGACAAGAUCACCAAUGAUACCUCUCGUGCGCUGCAGACCCACGAAGAAGUGACACAGUGGUCAAAGGAUGAGAAGUCGCCCGUUGUCAAGGAUGAUGAUGGGACGAGCCCGAUCGCGCCUAGCAGCACUCACGACUUCGAUGCCGAAUGGCGACAGGCCUCGAGAGCCCUGCGUACAGCCAGCUGGGGUGGUAUCUUCUACUUGAUCACGACUGAUAUUUUGGGUUGGGGUCAGACACCAUAUGUCUUCGCCAACACUGGUUACGGCCUUGGUGUGGGUAUCUUUAUUCUCAUGGGUAUCGCUGCCGCUAUGUCCGGAUGGAUGAUUUGGAAGACUUUCUUGGGUCUUGACUCGUCUCGGUUCCCCGUCUUGAGUUUCGGUGACCCGUUCUUCCGUCUGUUUGGACCUGGUGCUCGUCAUUUCAUCAACUUCACUCAGGCUCUCCAGAUGUUCCUUACUGUCGCUGUCGUGCUUCUUGGUCAGACCCAGCUUAUUGCUCAGCUUGGUGAAAGUGUCAAUCUCUGCUAUGUUGUGUGCGGACUCAUUGGCCUGAUAGUGAGUAUGGCCAGUGGUUACAUGCGGUCUCUCAAGCACCUUGGUUGGUUCUGCAACCUGUCGGUGUGGAUCAACAUUGUCUCUUUCAUCAUCAUCUGCGUUGCUGCAGCUAAAUACGGCCCUGAUCCUACUGCUGCCGUGAACAACGGUAUCCUACCAAAGUCAUGGGCAACAAACCCUGUUCCGGUCAAGACCUUCGUUGGUACCCCGCCUGCAGAGUACCAGCAAACCGACGCCAACCUGUUUGCUGCCAAAUUCAACGGAAUCAACAGCAUGGUUUACGCCUACUCUGGAGCUUUGCUGUUUGUCGCCUUCUUGUCUGAGAUGCGCCAGCCAUUGGACUUCUGGAAGGCCGUAUUUCUCGCACAGGCUUUCAUCACCGUUAUCUAUGUCUUCUUUGGAGCCUUUGCCUACUCCUACUACGGCCAGUACAGCUACGCCACUAUCACCCAGACUGUCAAGCCACUCAGUCUCCAAGUGCUGAGUAACGUAUUGUCACUAAUCACUGGUUGGCUCGCUGUCUUCCUGUACUUCAACGUCGGUAUGAAGACCGUCUACAUCGAAGUUGGCCAGGAACUCUUCCACGCUCCCCCAAUCACCACCAAGAAGGGCAAAUACUUUUGGUGGGGCUUGGGCCCACUCUACUGGAUCCUUGCCUUCAUCAUCGCCAUGUCUGUCCCCGAAUUCAGCGCCUUCACCAACUUUGUCGGAGGACUAUUCAGUCUGAACUUUACCUACUCCUUUUCCGGUGUCAUGUACCUAGGCUACGCUAUCCAGGAAGGUGCCAGACUCCCCGGCGAAGGAUUUGAUCCCUACACUGGUCAGACAGUCCGCCACGAUACCGGCAUGGCGAGAUGGACCCGUGGAUUCAUGAAAAACUGGUACAUCACCAUUCCCGUUACAAUCUUCACCGGUGCUGGUUUUGCCGCUUCUGGCAUGGGUACCUGGGCUGCUGUUCUGGCUCUAGAAUCGGCUUAUGCCCCUGGUGGCUCCCUUACGACCUCUUGGACUUGUACCAACCCUUUCGCUUCUUAA
Molecule: messenger RNA, 1893 nt
Organism: Penicillium longicatenatum
Lineage: Eukaryota; Fungi; Ascomycota; Eurotiomycetes; Eurotiales; Aspergillaceae
Exons: 5
Coding region: 1-1893 (630 amino acids)
Biological process (GO): amino acid transmembrane transport
Cellular component (GO): vacuolar membrane
Molecular function (GO): amino acid transmembrane transporter activity
Source: RefSeq, a predicted model, not a curated record